This is a messenger RNA of Schistosoma turkestanicum, 511 nucleotides long. Lineage: Eukaryota; Metazoa; Platyhelminthes; Trematoda; Strigeidida; Schistosomatidae. The record is from the annotation of a GenBank genome assembly.
AAACAAUGCUGAUUUAAAAAUACCCGGAAGUGAUUAAUAAAUCACAACCAUAAUUCUGUUUUCUUCAGUUCUUAAGAUAAACGAAGGAUGGUUGAAUUUAUGUGAGGACUGCUUGUUAUGAAGCAAAGAGUAAUAAAUUUCAGUUCCUCUCACAAAUCUCACAAUGAAAAAACAUUCACACGUAUAUGAUUCACAAAGUUCCAAAGAAUUUCAAUAUAGUGUAUCUGUGAAUUCUUCAAAGUCUGAUACAUCUACACCAACAUUCCAUGAAUGUUUUUCUUCAGUUGAACAGCUAUCUGGACCUGUGUCUAAACUGAAUGAAAUAAUUCAAGAUCUUAUUGAUUACAAAAACGACGCUGAAUUUGCUGCUAUGACUGCUUCAGAUUUAGCUAAACGCCUUCAGUCUAACAUUCCGGUUGAUGAAGCAUUUCAAGUUGUACAAUAUAUUCAUAAAUUUGCACGUUAUCAAGCUGCUCGUUGUGGCUUAGUGAAUUGUUCUGAGGUAUGCUGA